AUGCAAACGAGGCCAUUCUCUAAAAAUAGAGAUAGGAUGGCAUUAAGGUGUUUGAACAAUAAGUGUGCUAAUUAUAGUAAAUAUGUUUUUAUUCACAUCGAGUCACUAUUAUUAAGUUUAAAUGUAUAUCUGAGUAACAUAUUAAAAGUAUGUUAUAAAUGGUUUAACAACCAAACUCAAAUAAAGAAACGAUCAAAAGACAAAGUAAAAAGAAAGACAAUUAUAUAA
Molecule: messenger RNA, 228 nt
Organism: Hepatospora eriocheir
Lineage: Eukaryota; Fungi; Microsporidia; Hepatosporidae
Source: the annotation of a GenBank genome assembly